AUGGCAAAGAGAAAGGAAACACAACCAAAGAAAACUCAAUCAGAAGAGAUUGAUGUUGAUAGUAUAGAGCAACCACAUCAACCAGCAGCUGCAACUUUAAAGAAUCAAAAGAAACAACAACCAGCAGCAGUAAUCAUUGUCAAACAAGAAAAGGAAGAAAGUGAUAUUGAACCACAACAAGAAGAGGAAGAAGAGGAUCAAGAACAAGAAGAACAAGAAGAGAUUCAAGUUAAACAAGAAGAUGAAGAUAAUGAGGAAGACGGAGAGGAAGAAGAAGAAGAUGUAGAUAGUGAAUAUUUUAAAUCAAUUGAAACAAAGUUAAACAAGUUACAACGUCAAACUGAAGAAUAUAAUGAAAACAAAUCAAAGAUUCUUCAAACCAUUAGUUUGGGUCAAAAGUUCUUGGCCAAGAUGAUUGCCAAUAUGGACACUAGCCUCUUUGAAAAGUUAUCAAGAAACAAUAUCAAAUCCAAAUACCUAGAAGCCAUUUCAAAUAUUACUCAUCCAAUUCGUGAUUAUUUAUUUACUCCUCCUGCUUUUAAUCAUUUUUAUUCUUUAUUAACAAUUAAACUUUCAAACAAGAAUAAAACAUUGUCAAAAGAAGAAGAAUCAAAUGAAAAAUUACAAAAGAAACAAGAAGAAUCCUAUGAAUUGAAUAGAAACAAUGAAAAUUUGCAAAAGAACUUUGUCAAUUAUCUCUAUGUCAAUUGUCGUGGUGGUGAAGAUAUGAUGGACAUUAUCAUCAAUGGACACAAAUCAAAGAAUAAUGAAAAGAAUCCACUCUUUGUUCAAUCAUUCUUUUCUGACAGUCUCACUUGUAAUCCAUCCAAACAAACCAUUCAAUACCUAAACAAUGGAAAAGAUAUUUUAUCUUCACUUCAAUCAAUUAAUCAUUUAUCAAGUGCAACAAACAAAUAUUUAAUUCAAGUUAAUUUAUUAUUGGCAAAGAUUGAUUUUAGUGGUAGUGUUAAAUUGGAUUUAGAAUAUUUACAAAAGGUUUAUCAUGAAUUGAAUAGAUACUUGGUACUUUCUAUUUUACCAGCUUUAAAGCAUCAAAAGAAAUCAGUUGAAUAUGUUGAUCUUGCAUCAUCACUCUUAAAGUUUGCCAUUGUACUUGGAUUAAACAAGGAACGUGAUUAUACCUAUAUCAUGUUACUACUUGGCCAACAACAAGAUUUACUACUUGGUAAACUUGUAAGAUUAAUUUCAUCUUUUGAUUUUUCCAUUUCAACUUUUAUCAACAAGGACAAUAAUAACAAAGAUAAUAAUAAUAAUGAUAUAAUGAUUAGAAUUUUGAACAAGUUUUAUGAUUUGGCAUUAUUAAAACCAUCAACUCAAUUGGUUAGUUAUUUACAAGCAAGAUUAAUAUUUUCACGUGGUAUUGUCUAUGUCACUGCCAAGGCUCCACAACAUCAACUCGUUGCACGUCUCAAGAUUGCUUUGGUCUCGAUCACUCCACCAACUGAAUUGGUUCAAUAUUUGACAAAUAAUCCAACCCUUGUUGGAGGAGGUAUCACUGCCGCCACCAAACCAAAUGAUAUCAUUCAAUCUAUUAGACAAUUGACCGUCGAAAAGGUCAUUGCCAUUAUCAAUCAACAUCAAGAAGACUCUAAAAAGAGAAAAUCAAUAGAUGAAGAAGGUAUUAAACAAGAAGGAGAAGAAGAUGAAGAAGAAGGAGAAGGAGAGGAAGAAGAACAAGAAGAAGAGGAAACUGCUGGAUUUGUAAUUGAUGCAUCUGGUAAAAAUAAUAAUAAUAAUAAGAAAAAUACCAAUUCCCAAUCAACAGCCGCAGUUGCCGAAACAUCAACUCAAUCUUCAAACAAAUUGGCUUCUUUACUAGCUGAUUUUAGUGAUAGUGAAGAUGAACAAGAUGAUGAUUAA
Cavenderia fasciculata is the source of this 1881-nucleotide messenger RNA. RefSeq lists its product as uncharacterized. The transcript is spliced from 3 exons. NCBI's taxonomy places the organism in Eukaryota, Evosea, Eumycetozoa, Acytosteliales, Cavenderiaceae. The coding region runs from base 1 to 1881 and encodes 626 amino acids. The record is from RefSeq and is a predicted model, not a curated record.